Molecule: messenger RNA, 7524 nt
Organism: Glossina fuscipes
Lineage: Eukaryota; Metazoa; Arthropoda; Insecta; Diptera; Glossinidae
Gene: atos
Exons: 10
Coding region: 2135-7300 (1721 amino acids)
Source: RefSeq, a predicted model, not a curated record
UAUUUGCUAUAGGCGUAAGCAAAAAGGAAAAAACGAAGAUUUUCCAAGCGUGUGAGAACAAAAUGGAAAAUUUUGAGUGAAAUGCAAAUGCACGGUACAUUUUACGUGUGUGUACUGAAAUGCUGGCCGUUAAACCGUUAUGUCUAUUUGGUUAUUAAAACUAAAUUGAUAGAAAAGAAUUGAGCCAUAAAGAAAAAGUUUAUUUAAAUAACAAUCAAGCACCAAAUUGCAAAUAAAAAAUCGAUUAGAAAUGAGCAUAAAACGCAAAGAAAUAACAGCUGUAGCAGACAGCUGAGUUGACGGACAUAAUAAUGACAAUCUAAAAAUGAGGAAAUCGCAAUAUUUUACAACAAAGCUAAUUUAUUAUUGUCCAAAUAAAUUUUAACCCGUUUAAAAGAUGGUUGGCUGCCUGGUUGACUCUGGCUGGCUAGUUGAUUGUUGGGUCUUUGUUGUUUAUAGAGUGUAGUUUCGAUUUUCAGUCGAAUUGAAGCAACGUGAGCGACAACAGCAUUAAAACGGAAUCAAAUGCAAAAAGGUAGAGCGAGCACUAAGAACGCAGCCAACACGGAGUGUAGUCCAAGUGCAGCUAAACGGACAGACAUUGUGUUUUGUGUGUACGUAAGAGUGUUUACAUACAUCAGACUGUCUAUAUACUUUGUUAUGGUAUUGCAUUAUACGAAUAUAAAGUUAUAUAGAAAUACUUAAUUUUUUUUAAUAGUGAAAAAAAAAAAAAUAAAUAAAUAAAUAAAAGAAGAGGAGCAAUAAUAUAUACAUUAAAUUGUAUAUAUUGAAGUAUAUAUUAAAUAUAUGCUCUGCUAUGCAAUAUGGCAUGUGUUUAUGCAUAAAUUUGUAUACAUAUAAGUAUGUAUGUACGAAUACUGAAAGUAUAUAAAACAAAAUGCUGAAUCGCCGUUCUAUACCUUACUACAAUCAAACAGUACUUAUAGGGGGCGUCCAGCAAUGUGUGUUCUUCCUGUGAACCAAAAAUUUAAAUUCAAUAACCCAAACAUCAUCACAGUUGUAGCAGCUCACAACUUUUUUUGUGAUACUAGUUUUCUGAGUAGUGCGUGUAAGUGUGCGUGCGUGACUGGCUGUGUUUAUGUCGCCCGUUUUCUUUCUUUGUUCAAUCCCUAAUAUAAAACUUGUUUUCCCCCAACAACAGCAACAGCAAGACAACACAAGAAGUUUUUAAUAGGAGAAAUUUUGUGUUUUAAAGCCACCAAUUAAAUAAAUAUAAUCCUUGCAAGAAAUUUUACGAGAAAAUUUUGAGAAGGAUUGUUUAUAAAAAAAGUCUAAAGACGUCAUAAAAUUUAACAAUAAAUAAUCCCCAAAUGCAGUUUCUUGAAAAAAGAAGGAGGUAGAAAGAAACAAUGUAAUGCACAAAUGGAUAAUGUAAUACGCUAGAAUAUACAAGCACUAAACAAAAAGAAAUUUUCCUCGAAUGUAAUUUUCGACGUAAUUGCUUGAGGAAAUGUAAAGAAGAAAUAACCAUAGCAGAAUCGCAACAUUUGGAACAUAUCCAAUAUCUACUUAGCAACAUAGCUCUCACAAGCAAAUCUAUGCAAAAAAAAUAAAUAAAUAAUAAAAAAAAAAUAAAAUACGAAAAUUACUUAAUCAUGUAAUUUUCCAUAAUCUCCUUUUAAGCACAAAUAUUUUAAUAAUAAACGCUAAUAUCAGUUCAAAUCAUUUCGUAAAAAAAAAAUUUCAAGCUUUAUUAUAUCCUUAAAAAUUAAAUAACAACAAUAAAAAAAAAAACUAAAUAUUGUUUUUAACAUUUCAUUGUUAAGAGUUACUCCUCAAUUUAUCUCUUACCUAUCGAUAUUCUCUCUCUCCCUCUCUCUCUCUUUCGUUCUCUCCUUCGCGAACGUUUGUUUUGAAGCUAAGAAAAAAGAAAAAAAAUUCAAAUAAAGCUUUAAAAGUAAACAACAACAAGAAAUUAUAUCAACCUCCGUCAACAUCUACUAGUAGCAACAACAACAGCCACGAUAUUCAUAACGAAUGCAUUUUUAACAAAAAUGCGAAUUGAAACAACUUUGGCGUUUUAUCCUAAAAUAAUCAUUUUAAAAAGCGUGUUUGGCAAUUGAGAAAGUUUUUUUGAACAUAUUUACUUAACUAAAGUUAUUAGCGAAGUAAAAUGAUACCAACAACUUUGACCAAUUCAUCAUCGACACCAGUUACUGGCGUUGUAAAUCCCAUCAGUACGUUGAAUAGUAGUAGCAAUAAUGCUAUCAGUAAUGUUGGUGGUUUGCCAAAUCAUGUUUCUGCUUUACUGGGCAUAGCUUCUUUAAUAUUGGAAGGGCGAGCUUUCGUUGAAGAUGAAUAUCCGCUACAAGCAGCGGUUAGAGGUGAAUUACCAUUACUGAGUGGAAAUCCAAUGGAAACUGGUCGUCAGUCACCGAAGCCUUCUACGUCACGUGCUGCUUACGGAGACCUGAUGUCGGGCGCGAAUGAAAUGAAUGCGUACUUAUUACGCAAACUAAACACUUCUCCCGACUCUACUCUAUACAUUGAUUCGUACAGUAGCAGUAGCGGUAGUGCUUCUUCUUCAUUUGACAGUCAACAAAGUCGUUGGUCACAAAAGCUCAGCCAACUACGACAGGAAUCACCCUCCUCUAAUGUUCAGAUGGUUCGUAGUGAACAAAAAAUCGCCGUGGAAGGUAUUCGACAUGCCAGUGAACCUGAGUAUGUGGCCUUGGCCAUUAAAACGGACACUGGUGAAAACGGUGAGCGAGAAGCUGACUUUGAAAUCAUAAGACGUAUUGCUUUAAAUCGUAUUAAUAUGUACAAUUCGCCUAACUCAAUCAGCGGUGGUGGUAAUAGUAAUAGUGUUGGUGGAUCCGGUAUCGGUUUUGGUAAUGAAAACUUCAUGAGCUCUUUGCAAUCGUUAGCCACCAAUACCUGUUUACGUGUAGGCAGCCCUUUCUUUCAAAGCAGUAGCGGCCCUUCUACUCCUAAGUAUUCCUUUCGUGCAGUGUCUGGCGGCAACAACAAUAGCCCACGUUUUCCCUCUCCCCAAUUAGCAGAUUUAUCCACAGGUUCAGCCGGCAGCAGUGGCAGUGCAGUGCAAUCACCGAAGUCAUUGCUAUGGCUGCGUAAUAUUCCGCCAGCGUCGACUGCAACAGCAUCAACUCCCACGACGGCACGCAUUGCUGUACCAUUAUCAUCGAGUUUCGUUGCUGGCAAGCGUGACAUUUCGGCUACAAGUUCAGUUAACGCUAGUAAUCGUAACCAGGCUCCUCAACAAGGUCCACAUUGUGAUCAAUUCCUCCGAAAGAUGGGUCUCAUGAAAACUGACGGUUGCGAAACGGAGGAACAUUCCUGUGAUAAGUCAUACGUUAACAUAACGUGUACACGUUGGCGUGCCCAUUGUCUUAAAAUGGAAGCCAUUUUGGCGCGCGGUGAAGCUAUUUGCAUAGAAGUUUAUCUUGGUCCAGUGGGUCAUAAAAUACUAUUAGAACAAUGGAUUAUAAACCUGAAAGAAAAACAACCACCGCCCACUAUGACGCUGCCUUCUUUAUGUAGUGCCAUUCGUAGUCAAUUGUACUUCUCACAAGUUAGUGCCUGGUAUGAUUUAAUAAAAAAAUCGGACAAGGCGAUUAGCGAGACAGGCCGCCUUAUAUUUACAACGCCGUUAACUAGUGCUGCUGGCGAUUUAGCAACGUUGGCUGGCAACGCGUCAUCGAAUCCUGCCUUAACAGCAGCAGCCGUAUCAGUUGCAAGUACAUUAUCAUCCUCACCGUUAUCAUCAUCAGUAGGGUGUUCGCAAAGGCGUCCGCGCCUUAAUAUACUUUAUCGUAUUAAACAAUACGAUUCCACUGCUUGCUUUAAUUCGAAACCGAAUGUUCAUAAUUUUCCAAAUGUCAAUAUAUCGGAAAAUUGCUGUGUGUCGGUUUGUUUGAAAAGUCUUCCUCGUUUUACCGGGGGUAUACCACCGAAGGUUGGUAAUACUCUCCCUGUGACAACGCAAAUUUUAAAUGCAUCAGGAACAAUGGCGACUACAACAAAAAACCAUACCCCAGCCUUAAACAAUUUAACCAUGAACUGUGAUAAUAAUGUAAAAGAGCGCUGGCAACAACAACAACAACAACAGCAGCAGCAACAACAACAAAAAUUAAAAACAGCGGCAAAAAUGAUAUCAAUAUCAACGAAUCAAAAGGAAAUAAAAUCUGUGAAUUUUACUACUGCAACCAACGAUUGCGGAAAUGAAGAAAAUGGAGAAGAAGAAGAAGAAGAUGGCAAUUGUAGUGAUAAUAGUUUAAAAAAAGACGCUUCUGCAAAAAUUGUUGAAAGCAAUUGCUAUGACGUCGUUAAUGUAGAUGACGGUUCCAAUUCCUCUUUUAGUACAAAUAACGCGAAUUUAACUCAUCGCGAAAAACAAUUACUUAAAUAUCGCAAACGCAUGUUUAAACGUGAUAAAAAGCAACGCAAACGUGGCGAAAAUUUUUGCGUUACCAACAACAAUAACACCUCGACAAUUAACCGUAAGGAAUCACCAAAUGGGAAUGAUUUACCGCAGCUUAUGGAUGAGGAGGUGGGCGACGAAGAAGAUGGCGACGAUGAGGACGAUGAUCAGGACGAUGAAGGAUGUCAUAUGGAAAUAAUGAAAAAUUUUUAUACGCCCUCGUCACCGACAAUAGAUAAAAGACAAGCGAAAGAGAGGGGCGGCGUUACCACUAAUGAAACGUUACAUCAAGUCAAAAUGAUCUCAACCGGCACUCAAACUUCUCAAACUCUGAAUUGUUGUAGUUUUUGUGGCGGCAAAAGGAGUAUGGUCUGUCUGAAAUGUAAUUAUAUCACAGAUAAGAACAGUCGAAACAGUCUAAGUACAAGCAGUGGCGCUAGUAUUCAUCAACGAAGAAGAUGCAAUAGAAGUAAUUUUUGUUCCACAAAGGAGUCGAGCGACUUGGAAAUGGACGAUUUGGAGGCAGAAGCUGAACGUGACUCAUCAGCCAGUAGUCUCAGCAGCAAUGAUAUAAUACAUACACCGCGUAAUAAGGCGGAACUGUUGCUGCAGGCGAUACAACGUACACCAAAAACGGCCAAAAAGCAUCGUAAAACCAAAGAAAAUUCGAGUGAAGCAGUACAAAAAAACAAUUGCAAUGACUCCACUGCCAAUGCAGCAACGAUAAAUGAUAGCUCUGUUGGCAAUGUCAUUCCCACCAGUAACAUAAUCAGUUGCCAGAUGUGCAAACGUCAGAAAACCCAACAUAACUUUAAUCAGCCAACACAAAUGAUGACUGAGCAGCAGCAGCAACCAACAGCAGCCGAAACGACUGAAGACAUUUCCUCAGAUGAAUGUUUGCUGUCGCCGAUUAAUAUCAGGACAACGACAACAACUACCACAACUGCCUCAAAUGAUAAUAAGAACAAAAACGAUGAAACUGCCAUUGAAAACGCUGGUCAACAAAUUAGCGAAACGAAACUUGUCGGCCAAGAAACCGAUGAAGUCAACUUACAAAGUAAUGAUGUAACUCAUGCCGCAACAAUACCUGCGGUAGACAAUAUAUUAAACGACAUUCACAGAAUCGAAGUCAUGGAACAGGAAUAUUUUGAAUCUUCCACGAAGCUAACGCCGUAUAUUGAACGAUGUUCUCUGAAGCCUAGACGUCAGCAACUUCAUAUACCUCAGCAGCAGCAACAACAGCAGCAGCAGCAGCAAGUACAACAAGAACAGCAACAACAUCAUCAUCAUCAUCAUCAUCAACAACAACAACAACAACAGCAGCAACGUAACUGUUCCAGCCCACCAUUAAUGAAUGACGAUAUAGAUCUACAGGCUAAAGGCGACAGUAUUGCGAACGAUGGUAACAGAAUUAUGGCACAAUUUAAAACACCUACCGAUUGUCAGAAAUCGGGUAAAGCAUCAUGCAAACAUGCAUCGAAGCCGACACAAUUAAAAAUUGUGUGCAAUUUUGAUAAUAUAAGAGACUUUGGGGGCGAUGGUGACGGUGACGGUGGGAAUAAGAUGCAAACCGACGCAACAACACCAUGCAAUAGCCGUACGCUAAUAUCGAAAGCUAAUUUGACUAGCAAUAGACGUAAUUUGCUUAAAGUAAAUCUAACACCAAUAUUUUGUAAUACAACUUCACCAAUGACGAUGCUAACGAAUCAAUCUACAAAUGCCAUUUCGCCAUCCAUACCUAUUGUGCAGAACGGUGCUAAGCAAAAAACCAAAGACGGUUCGAAUUCGGCAGGGAUUAGGACGGAGACAUCAUUGACGUUCUCAUUUGAAUCACCUACGAGCUCGUCGACAUUACCUACAACGCCGACAGUACAAAAAUCAAAUUCUGCACCCACCUUACCUAAUUCACCGUCGUUGUCGCCACGUUUCUUUAAGGCUUCAACUAUAUACAAAAGGCGAUCACGUCAUCUAUCCGAUCGGUCGGAUCGUUCAUCUCUCGGUUCGGAUGAGCAAUAUUCGGAUGAGGAUAACGAAUGCAAUUUAUUUAGUCCUUUAGUAACCUCACCUAUUAAAUCACGUCACCGCUUGACCAGUGUUUUCGCACGCAAGUCACUAUUGGGAAAUUUAGAAGAAAAUCUACUGCAAAGGCGACUAAUGCCCAAAAUUGAAGUCGUAGGCUUUCGGCUGUUAUUGGGCGCAUCGGGUGGUUUUUGUCCUACACAGUUAACCAUACCAGCGGCAGCUUAUUUUUAUGAAUUACAUGGUGAAACCCUUAGUACACCCUAUCUGUGUGAAGUUCGUUUACCGCGCAAGGGCUAUACUGUACCGCGUUUUGGUACCGUACAAGCCACUCUACUGAAUCCCAUGGGCACUGUAGUACGCAUGUUUGUAAUACCAUACGAUAUGCGUGACAUGCCUGCUUUACAUCAGACAUUCGUGCGUCAACGUAUUUUGGCCGAUGGUGGUCAAACGUCAGAUAUGUGUACUGAACAUGUGCAACAUAAUGGUGUCGUUGAUUGUGCUAAUAAUAAUUGCAAUAAAACUGUGACAAUAAAUUCCGAGCUAUUGCAGCAGCAACGUGAAAAGCAAACUCAACAACAACAACUGCGUACACCGAAUGCUAGAAACGAGAGCAAUUUAGGACACUUUAUAUCCACGGAGCAUAUGAAAAGUCUGCGUUAUUCAAUACAUUUAAGAUUUCAAACAUCACGCUCUGGACGUUUAAUGCUGCACACCGAUAUACGUUUAUUGAUCUCGAGGCGUACAGAUUGUGAUACUGCAGCUGCUCAUGCCAAAGGUAUUCUAGAGGGGCCCAAUGAUUUUGUAACCGAUACUGUGAUGCCCGCAAAUCCUAAAUAUAGUGCCCGACACGAUCAACAGACUAGUAGCAAGAUUUAGUAGUUACUAAAAUCCCUAUGUGUCCCAAUCGGUCUAUAUAAAUUAUUGCAACAAAAGAUAACCGAACGCUGGCAAAGGAUUUGCGAUAUGUGAUUUAUUAUUGAUUGAUUAGAAUAGAAUGACGUGGUGUAAAUAAAUGCUUCGACGUUUACAUAUACGCAUAUAUAUAUAUACAUAUACGUAUAUAUACAUAUAUAUGCAUAUAUUUAUAUAUAUUAUAGGUA